Lytechinus variegatus (green sea urchin) is the source of this 2565-nucleotide messenger RNA. It is a transcript of the gene tbc1d13, whose product is annotated as TBC1 domain family member 13-like. The record is from RefSeq and is a predicted model, not a curated record. The transcript is spliced from 12 exons. Gene Ontology annotation, molecular function: GTPase activator activity. Bases 165 to 1274 code for a protein of 369 amino acids. NCBI's taxonomy places the organism in Eukaryota, Metazoa, Echinodermata, Echinoidea, Temnopleuroida, Toxopneustidae. Gene Ontology annotation, biological process: activation of GTPase activity; intracellular protein transport.
GUGGAGCAAUUUUACAAACUUUGACUAAGUUUUGGAGCUAGGGGAAGCCCGAGGGGAGCAAUCCAAAUUUCAACACCAACACCAAUAAUUAAGGCCAACACCGGGUUUCGUCCUUUCAAGAUGUCUUAAAAGGCCCGAAAAUAGACAUCACAGAGCUGACAAAGAUGUGUUUCAAUGGUGUUCCUGACUCUGCAGGAAUGAGAUCGGUUUGUUGGAAAAUUUUGUUGAACUACCUACCGCCAGCCAGAUCAACAUGGCCAGAUGUGUUGGCAAAACAGAGACAACUUUACAAAGAGUUUCUUGAAGAGAUGAUAAUUCAACCUGGGUCAAAGGAAUACAGUACUAAGAGAACAGAUGUUACGAUGGAAGAUCAUCCUCUUAAUCCCAAACCAGACAGCCAAUGGUCACAGUACUUUAAGGAUAAUGAGGUUCUCCUUCAGAUUGACAAAGAUACUAGGAGAUUACAGCCUGACAUAGGUUUCUUCCAGACUGCUACAGACUACCCAUGUAAAGAACUUGUAGAUGCAUCUACCACCCUAGAAACAUUGAGGAAGAGAAUAGAACACACCAUGCUCCAUUCAGUGGCUGUGGCAAAGUCUAGGGCUGGCAUUACUAAUAUGGUAACCUCAAAGAAACCAAUAAAAAUGGAAUUUGGUCACGAUGCAUUAGAAGAAGGUCAGGAAGCUCAUUGGGAAGUAUUAGAAAGAAUUCUCUUCAUCUAUGCCAAGUUGAAUCCAGGCCAAGGGUACGUUCAAGGAAUGAAUGAAAUCAUAGGACCUCUAUACUAUGCAUUUGCAGCUGAUAAGGAUUUGAGUUGGCGAGAACACGCAGAAGCUGACACAUUCUUCUGCUUCACCAACCUCAUGUCCAAGAUGCGUGAUACCUUCAUCAAGACGUUGGAUGACUCACCGACAGGGAUUAACGCCAAGAUGGUCAAACUGAUGCAGAUGGUGAAGCGUUGUGAUGCCAAGAUCUGGCUGCAGUUCCAGAAGCAGGACUUGAAGCCUCAGUUCUUUGCAUUCCGAUGGCUGACCCUUUGGCUCACCCAGGAGUUCCCUCUUCCAGAUGUUACCAGAUUGUGGGACUCAUUACUAUGUGAUGAAGGCAAGCCUGAAUUUCUUCUGUGUGUCUGCUGUGCAAUGAUUCUGUCUCAAAAAGAUAUCAUCCUCGAAGGAGAUUUUGCUACAAAUAUAAAGAUGCUACAACACUAUCCAGCAAUAGACAUGCAUGAAUUACUGAAGAAAGCCAUUGAAGUAAGAGAGAGAUGCUCAUGAUCAAAGCAAAACCUGGUGAUGAGGUUGGCCAUUUUACUGAGGCUUGCGACACAGUCAUGUCAGAUGGACCUUUUUUAUAUGGACUGCUUGUGCAAGGUGUAUUGUUGCUUGUUGCAAGACUCUUACGCUGUUCAGGAUCACUUGGACUGCUUUGAUGGAGGUGCACAUUUGGAUGAUGCAGCUGUCCUACAUUCUUGUCAAGCAAUAGUUUAAUCAGAGAUGGAAUGUUCACCAGUCUCAAGACCACAUUUUCUUGCUAAUGAUCUUGAUCUAUGCCGUGCACCUGUAUCAGUGACACAUCUAGGAAACAGCAACCAGUGUCAGUGCUCAAGUUGUACCCCUUGCAACCUCUGAUGCUGGAGGAGUGUGCUGGUGACCUGCCCAUUCCAGCAGCUGCAGGGGGUAAGCAUUAGAAUAUGCGAUGAGCUAUAUUUUGUUCUGUGAAAUUGAACCUUUUUGGACUCCAUGAGAGCCACAUCCAGGGAACAUUUGUCUCUCCCCCCCCUUAGAUAUGCCACUCUUAUGCAAUCACCUAAGUCACUUAUAGAUUCUUGUGAUGAUCUUCUGGUGUCCAAUGAAUUUCUUAAAUUUGAUGAUGAAUUGUGAGAGCAACAAAAGCAAGCAAGAAAGGUACACAAAAAUAGGAAAUAUUUCCAGAUACACAUCAGCAAACUGCAGCUGAUUGUUCUGUCUGGGAUGAAGUAUCAAUAUCAAAGUGCAAUGCACGUCAUGUGUUUAUGAAAAAACACACAGCUUAGUGACUAUUGUAGCCUAAGACCCUCUUUCCCUGCACAAUGACAAAAUGGUCACAGUUGAUACAUUAAACCAUAAUGAAUGUAUUAUUAUUUCAGGGCCAGGGCCCUGUUGCAUGAAAGUGACUUUGAUGGUAACUUUGCCCCCCAUUGGUAAUUUCUCUGAAAUCCUUGAUUCUGAUUGGUUGUUUAGCAUCAUUACCAUGUUAGUUACCAAUGGAUAACAAACUUACCAUAAUGGUAACUUUUAUGCAACUUGACCCAGAUGGAUGAUGAUUAUUGUGUGAAAUAUUAGAAUUAACUCCAUUUUGGCUCCACUUUUUUAUACAGUUUAAUUCAACUUUUAUCAGUAUAGAUCAAUAUGCAUGCAUACAUGUAUGUGAGAGAAAAGGUGCUAUAAAUUUGAAUGUCUGCCCAUAAAAGCAUAGAGCCAAGUGAGAUGAUAUAAACAGUGUGUGCAAUGAAUUUUGUGGACUGUAUCAAAGCCAUUGUUUUGAAGAUCACAGAAAAAAAUCUAUAAAAGUAUUUUAAGGAUUAAC